AUGUCACCAAAGACAGUUGAAGAAUUUGUUCCCCCCACUGAUGAAAUAAGAGACAAAAUUGUUACUCAAGUGGAAUUUUAUUUUUCUGAUGCCAAUGUCUUGAAGGAUGCCUUUCUGCUGAAACAUAUUCGUAGAAACAAAAUGGGGUACGUCAGCAUCAAGUUGAUUACGUCCUUCAAGAAAGUGAAAACGCUCACAAAGGAUUAUAGAGUUGUUGCUCAUAGUUUGAAACAUUCCAAAAAGUUAGAGGUGAACGAAGAAGGGACAAAGGUUCGUCGAAUUGAUCCUCUUCCAGAUUAUGAUGAAACUACACCUUCCAGAACAGUGGUGGCAGUAAAUCUACCCAUGGAAAACCCUUCCAUUGAAUCUGUGGCUGAACUUUUCUCAAAAUGUGGUGACAUUGUUUUAAUUCGGAUCUUAAAGCCAGGAAAACCUGUCCCCCCAGAUAUAAAGAAGCAUGCCCACAAACAUCCUGAGAUUGAUACUGCUACGUGUGCCAUUGUGGAGUUUGAGAAACACGAGAGUGCCAAGAAAUGUGCUGAUACUAUGACAGACAAGAAUGACUGGAGGAAUGGCUUAAGAGUUAUGGUUCUUGCGGUGAAAAAGAAGAAGGAUGAAGAAAAAGAGAAAGGUGAAUGUCAUGGGGAUGGGAGUGACGACAACAAGAAGCAACGAAAACGCGGUGGUAGAAAGAAGAAGUUAAGAAUUGAUGAACUUGCCAAAGAAAAUGAUUCGUCUAACUGUAGCAGUGGUUCUGAGGGAGAAAGCUCAAAUACUAAAGCUUCGUCUCUCAGUCCACGUACACCUGACUUUGAUUCUAAUCGUCUCAGUCCGAAAUCUUCUCCACGAACUAGUCCAAGGAACAGUCCUCACAAUCACAGACGCAAGAUUGGCCAUGGCAAGUCUCCAUUAGCUGACGAGAAUAAAUUCAGCCCAAGAAGUAGCCCAGAGAUGGAUCGCAAGAGAAUUGAUUCGUUUGGAUCUACUGGGACACCUUCAAGUCCAUGGGUGAAACGUCGACUCCAAGCUGCUAAGGAGAUGCAAGAUAAUGGAAGCCCAGCAGUGAGUCCACAUAUGGGUCGAAGAAAUUUUGAUGGAAGCGUGGUGACCGGAUUGUCUCCAAGAAUGUUGGACAUGACAAACGUGAUUCGUCAGCCUCGAGGACCGGACGGUUCGAAAGGUUUUUAUGGUGGAAUCGGCCGUGGAAAGCCCAGGAGCCAUACUGUAGCGUAA
This is a messenger RNA of Lottia gigantea (owl limpet), 1233 nucleotides long. RefSeq lists its product as hypothetical. NCBI's taxonomy places the organism in Eukaryota, Metazoa, Mollusca, Gastropoda, Lottiidae. The record is from RefSeq and is a predicted model, not a curated record. Gene Ontology annotation, cellular component: nucleus. The coding region runs from base 1 to 1233 and encodes 410 amino acids. Gene Ontology annotation, biological process: RNA processing. Gene Ontology annotation, molecular function: mRNA binding. The transcript has a single exon.